UGCGCUGAGGGAGGAGCUAAAGUUUGGAGGCAUGAAAAGGGAGCAGCGUUCAGUUUGUAUCGUAGAUUUGCUUUCACACGCUGGGAGGAUGUACGCCGCUUCUCUGUCAGCGCCGGGCGCAUUUUGAGGAUUUAGCCUUUAACUUUGGGUCCGUUUUUUUUUUAAAUUUUCUUUUCUUUCUUUUAUUAAUUUUUUUUUGUGCCACUUUUACCCAGGGACCGGGCGUUGUUCUCUGCGGAAGAUCCAAAACGAUUAUCACCAGACGGCCACUCGUGUGAGUUUAUCACUGACCCCUCCGAAGGAGCUUCAAGUACAAGAAAACAAGCAGCCGUUGAGCCAGAAAGGAUUCCUUUUCUCCGGGCGAACUCUGCGUGUGCGGACCUCUGAGAGCGCAAGAAUCCAGUCAAGGACACGCUCACUCCCUCCUUCGCCUGCCUUUCUCAGUCUGCAGGAAGAUGGGAGUGAAAACAUAGCUGUGCGGAUUCAAGAGGAGCUCUUAAUGAAUUCCAGGGAAUCCUAAAAACAAACUGAGCAUUUGUCGGUGUGCAAGAACUCAGCGGCCAUGUGCUCGGUCGCCGUGACCAUCCGGCGUCUUUUGGCUGCCGCGCUGCUAUUGGCUGGAGGCCUGGAGUCGGCGAGCGAAACUGAGGAGGACGUCACGCCACGCAUCAGCUUUCCAUACAAUGCAAAGGAGAGAUCGGCCAAAAAAUUUUCGGUGGGUGGCGUCUUCAAUUACACCUCUCUGCUGCUGAGCCAGGAGGACGACAUGCUGUACGUCGGAGCCAGGGAGGCGCUGUUCGCCCUCAGCCUCUCGGAUAUCAGCAAGACCAAGCUGCAAAAGAACGUGACGUGGGGAACUCCUGCCGGAAAAAGAGACGAGUGCAGCUUUAAAGGAAAGAACUUGGAGACCGAUUGCUUCAAUUACAUCAAAAUUCUCCUGCGGCUCAAUAGCACUCAUCUCUAUGUGUGUGGUACCUACGCCUUCAGUCCCGUCUGUGCCUACAUAAACACGUCCACGUUUACGCUGGCGAGAGACGACGCGGGCGAGGUCGUGACAGAGGACGGGCGGAGCCGCUGCCCUUUUAACCCGGAGUACAAAUCCACCGCCAUCAUCGUGGACGGGGAGUUGUACACCGGAACCGUCAGCAACUUCCAAGGGAACGAGCCGGUCAUUUACAAAAGUCUGGGUCAGGGAACGGCACUGAAGACGGAGAACUCUUUAAAAUGGCUUCAAGAUCCCGUCUUUGUUGGGUCGGCCUUGAUCGAGGAGAGCCAGCCGGCGAGGAACCCCGUGGGCGACGACGACAAGAUCUACUUCUUCUUCAGCGAGGCGGGGAAAGAGUUCGACUUCUUCGACAACACCAUCGUCUCGCGGAUCGCUCGCGUGUGCAAGGGCGACAGGGGAGGUGAGCGGGUUCUGCAGAAGAAGUGGACCACCUUCCUGAAGGCCCAGCUCCUGUGCUCGCUCCCCGACGACGGCUUCCCCUUCAACAUCAUCCAGGACAUGUUUGUCCUGAAGCCCACCGGAGACAGCUGGGAGAGCACGGUCUUCUACGGCGUCUUCACUUCCCAGUGGUAUAAGGGGGCGUCGGGCAGCUCUGCGGUGUGUGCCUUCAGCAUGGCUCAGGUGGAAGCUGCCUUCAACGGCCGCUACAGAGAGGUCAACAGGGAGACCCAGCAGUGGUACACCUACAACCACCCAGUACCUGAGCCGCGGCCCGGAGCGUGCGUGACGAACCACGGCAGGCAAAUGGGCAUCCAGUCGUCCUUGCACAUGCCCGACAAAGUCCUCAACUUCGUGAAGGACCACUUCCUGAUGGACAGCGUGAUCCGCAGCGCCCCCCUGCUGCUGAAACGCAGCGUGCGCUACACCCAGAUUGCUGUGCACAAGAUCCAGGGGAUGGAGAGGGCUUACGACGUCCUCUUCAUCGGAACAGAUGAUGGAAAGCUUCACAAGGCCAUCAACGUUAACGAUAAGAUGCACAUCAUAGAGGAGAUGGUUCUGUUCGCAGAGCCGCAGCCCGUGCAGCACAUUGAGCUGGACCCUCAGAGGGGUCUGCUGUUUGUGUCGUCGCACUCGGGCCUGGUGGAGGUUCCCGUGGCGAACUGCUCCAACUACCUGAGCUGCGGCGAGUGCGUGUUGUCCAGAGAUCCGUACUGUGCCUGGACGGGGCGGCUGUGCCGGGAUGUCAGGAUGGCGCCGCCCGACAGCCACUGGCAGCAGGACGUGGAGGAGGCGGACACAUCAGCGAUUUGUAACUCAACCGUUCCCUUCAUCAGAUCUGCCAGACCAGCAGCCUCCCGUGGAUCCCGCUGUAAGACCAUUACGGUCCCGGCCAACACGUUUCGCGUCCUGCCCUGCAAGCUGCGGUCCAACUUGGCUCAGAGGAAGUGGCGUUACAGCAAAGACGCCAGCCAGUUCCUGUACGAAACCCCGGAGGGGAACCUGGUGGUGGUGGCCCAGUCCGACCGCACCGAGACCUACGAGUGCUGGUCGGAGGAGGAGGGCUUCCGCCAGCUGCUGGCCAACUACUGCGUCAGGGCGGAGCCCCGCCAGGAAAGCACCACCCUGAUUGGUCACUCGCGCACGCCUCACGUGGUGCCGGACGAGACCAUCAUCCUGCCCGGCGAGUCCCGCUCCGGGCAGGCCCACACCAAGACGUACUGGAACGAGCUGAUCGUGGUGUGCGCCCUGCUGGCCUUCUCCCUCGUCGUCUUCUCGCUGUUCGUCAUCUACAGGAACCGAGAUCACAUGAAGUCCGUGCUGAAGCAAGGCGAGUGCCCCAACAUGCAGCAGAAGAAGGCCCGCAUAGUGGGGAAGCCCACGGAGAGCUUGCCCCUGAACGGGAACACCAUCCCCGUCUCCACUUCGGACCACAAGGGCUACCAGACGCUAAACGACAACUACAUCUGCAGCACGCCCACACACGAGUCCUCGCCGGAAAACAGCAAGAGCUUCUCGGAGGCGUCCGACCGGCGGCCGCUCAGCGCCAAGGAGAGCCACGUGGAGUACUCCCCGACCUGCCCGCGACCCCGAGUCAGGCUGGGCUCGGAAAUCAAGGACUCCAUCGUAUGAGGAGCGCCACUUCUCUGUGUGUUUUCUUUUGUUUGUUUGUUUCCCCAAAAACGACGACAUCCUGCAUCUCCCAUGAGCGAUACGGGCCACCGAGGGAAGGAGCGACGACCCUGACUUCCUCCCUGCAUCACAGCACAUCUUUUUACUUUCAGCCAUCUUGCUUCUGUGAUCAGUCGCGGAGGUCAUUUCGUUUUCCACUCCGGUCUGGUUUGCUGCGGAGGGUACACUCCAGGUUUCCACAAGGAUAACAAACCACGGCAGCUGCUAGGAUCAGACACCAUCGUAUCUUUUGAGCCUUUUCUGACGGACGCUCACAAAUUAUGAGCGUGCAGGCUAAGGAGUGAGGUGACACGGGGAAAGCAGUUUUAAAAACAACGGCAUCUUUUCUGGUACGUUAAUCGUCAUCGACAGUUGCCCAGCCUUGCACAACUCUUGUUAUGCACACAGAACCAAGCUACAGCUACACGGUGACCAAGAGUUCAGGGUAAGGUGGAGGUUAUAUACAAGUACUUCAUUGUCAUUAAGUUCACCGCACAUUUUGUUCCCUUUCUGCCGAAUAAAAACGUUAAUGACUGUUUGAGGAGAAUCCACUACAUGACGAACAACUGCAACGUAAAGAAGAGGGGUCAAACAGAAACGUCGGCUUCGAUGCCUAAACGCUGUCGUUUACCUCCUGAAUGUACGCUGUGGUGAAAACGCGGUCCGUCUCAUCUGGAGCGGCUCUUUCUUUAGAGUCUAAAUAAGAAACGUUUCACAUGUGGGUGAACGAAUGGACCUAGAUGCUCAGUGUUUCAGACUUUACAUUGAGAGGCUAGCGGCAUAGCGAAAUGGGGAACAUCUCCACCUCUCCAUAUAUUCAGGGCAGGACUGAAACCAUCAUGUGUACUGUGCCAAAAAACAAACAAAAAAAAAGAAACGCCAACCCAGAAAUAACUUGAUUGUCUUAUCUAAAUGCAAUAGUGCCAUCCUGUCAUGACCAUCUCAUGGUUCCUGUUAGCAUUGAUCAACGUCAAAGAGCACAUGGUGGCGAACCCAGGGCCAGGGUUCCACUGGAAGUUUCGUGGCACUAAUAAUAAAUAAAUGUGAAGAUCCACUUUUUUGCUUUUUUGGGAGAAUUUUUCUCUAAGACUGUUAGCUCAUAGCAAACUGUGAAGAAUGUGUUGAGCAGAAUAACCGAUCUUCAUGUGAGGGGGGCCAAAGGAUUUGACGCGCCGUGCGUACUUGCCGUGUGGCCGUCAGUCUUUUCCGUUUUCCUUCUGCCUUCGUUCUCACAAUGCAGGUGUUAGCUACAGCUAAGCUUAGCUAGAGAUACAGACUUUUGGGUUGGUUUUAGCUUUAUGCUAACGGCUUCAAAAAUGACGUUCCUGAAGAAAGAGAUUGAAUCUGGCGCCCUACUGGUCUGAAUGUAACUACAUGAUGUACGGUGAUUUUAGGCCCCUUGAACUCUGUCAUGCGUUUUCAUGUUACAACCAGAAAUGAGAUAUUUUUGGGGAUUUUUUACCAGACUUAUCAACACAAUGUAGCAUAAAAUAGCUUAAGCUCUGUAAGUGGACAGAGUACCUGAAUAGAAAAUGUAAAGUCUUGCCACAGAUUUGUGAAAAACAUUCGGAAACCUAGGUAUCAUUUUCCUUUAGUUUCACAGCUACAUACUUACCUGGGGUUCCACAAACUAAUCCCAAUAAAUUCCAGUCAGGUUUGCAGUUGUAGCAUGGCGUGGCAAAGUCCAAGAGGCACAACUACUUCUCUAAGGCACAGUAAUGAUGUAGAUGCAAGGUUUAUUCACCCCUAAUUUUCCAGGUUACAUGUCCUAUCCACAUGGCAUUCACCACACUCAGUCAAAAGCCAAGGUAAUGCUAAUGUGAAAGCACAGGUAAUCAGGGUUAAAGAUUUGCACAUUUCACUUCACUUAAAUCACAUGGAUGUAAAUCCAACUACUGCAAUUAGAACUGCAGCAUAACUUUGUUUUGGGGGGGGAUAUCAGUUGAAACAGUGACCAGUGCAACCAUCUAUAAGCACUGUGUCUCACAUGGACCUUUUGAGACUUACAAAAAAAACAUAACAUGAAAUAUUUCCAAAGAAAUUGAAAGCUGAUAACGUUGCCAGUGUGAAUCAUUUACGAUGUGGCAAAGUGUCUUAGAAUACACAGUGACUUUAAUAUGUUGAACAAAUAAGAAUACAGUAUAUAUUCCAGUAUUAAAUGGCUAUUUUCAACACUAAGCAGAUCUGAAGCUGCUCCAGGUGGACAAAGUAACGGCACAGCAUACUGCACAGCAAUGGCCAGCGUUCCGUCUUUUCCAGGUUGUUUCUUGUGUAAAUACAGUUCCUGUGCUAAAUAUUGUGUGUCGUUACGGGACGUUGUGCAAGAUGUGUCGUAGAGGUAGUCUUAAACUAGAGAGUGAACACUGCUGAGUAUUUUAUUUUUCUGUUUUUGUUUUGUUUUGACAUAGUGCUUUACUGCCAACUUGAGCAAACGCACGUUUCACCACACUAUCCGUUCAGCACCUUACCUGAUUCUAAUCAAGCACCUCAAAACAGGAUACUUAGUUUUAAGAAAGAAGUUUAAAUUUUUUUUUUAUAUAAUUGGCUUUUAAUUAGCCUCCAGAAUUGUUAAACAACAAUCCUUUAUUGUUUCAAACAGGAAUUUUUGAGUAGCUAAAAAGAAAACGGUUAAAAUUUACAAAUUGGUAACUGCAGCUAGCUUCUACCUGUGCUAGCUAGUGAAGCUAAAACAAACACUAAAAAGUUGGAUAAUAUUUCACAUUGUAUUGAGUUGCUAAAAAUGUAAUUUUAAUGCUUGAGUUCUGGUUAUAGUUUUAAAUUUCAUUACUUUUCGGUUUAGUUGUGAUUGCUAAAGUUAAGUUAAACACCCACAAAUUAACAUAGUUGCUACUUAGCUUAGAUUCCUAGCCAUCUGUCAACAAAUUAGAAUUUAGGCCAGAAAGAAGUUUUUAUUCUUGUGUUUUUAUAUUUAACACUUCACUACACGACUGAAAAUGCAGAUUAUGGCCAUUACAUUCAUUUUUAGUUAUUUUUCCUUCAUAUUAUUUAGUUGAACUACAAAAGUAUCUCUAAUUAGCUCAUGGAUGCUGCUUAGCGUGGCUUGCUAGGCUUCUAUAAACGAAUUUAAAUUGAGGGCAAAGAAAUUAUUUUUUUAUAUUUAAUAUUUUACUUGGUGACGAAAAAGUAAAUAUUUUUAAUAUUUGUGUUCUAGUGGUAUAUAUUCUAUUUAAUUUAUUUCAAUAAUCACUCCAAAACUAUUUAGCUAAUUUAGCUCGUAGCUGUUUUGCAUGGUGAAACAGCUAUUCCCAGUUUGAAUCGAAGCUUUUAUUUUUUUCUGUUUAUGCAUGCAUUUUUUUUCCUUAACCUUCUUGAGACGGUGGUUGGGCCUGUAGCUAUCUAGGGGUAUCCAUGACAACUGCUGGCCUACAAACAUCAUUUUAUUGUAAUUAUUAUUUCUUAAGCUUAAAUUAAGCCUAAUAGUAACUUCUCUGGUUUUGCACUUGCUAAGCAAACACUGUAUAUUUAAAACUGUAGUGUAGAGACAGAAGCUAGAUAUUUGCAGCUGUUAUCAACAAAUGAGUUACUCUCUCAAACAUUGUGUACUGCUAGCUGAAACUCAACCAAUUUCUUAAAAACAAGAAGAUUUGAUCAGAGGUGCACAGUAAAAGGAAUUCUACAAGUCUUUUUGGGGAGGGGGAAAAAAUGUUUGCAAACAAAUUGUCUCUGUAACCUGUGUUGAAGUGCUUGAUGGUUAACGCUGCCACACAAAGAAAUGCCUUUAGCGUUUAGAUGCGAAGAUUUUCUGCCUUCAGCUGUGUGCUACACUGUACACUAUCCAGCAGUGACCUCGUCAACAGAAAUGUGGUCGAUGGCGUGAUUGUAGCCCCGGCGGGCACACUUAACUCCACUACACAACACGGGUCGGUAGCCGAUUUACAUAAUCACCCAUGCCGCUUUUAUGUUUGCCUACAAACAGAACCGAGAGCCGCUCCACGCUGCAGCCUUGGGUUAUGUCAAAAAAAAAAAAAAAAAAAGUUAAAAAUACAAAUAGAAACACGGAGACAGUCAACAGCAUCUUAAGCAAUCGGUGUUUUUACUACACACUUGUUAAGCUGCAUUACUAAAAAGCUACAAACUGUUUAAUGUCACUGGGAUAAACCUGUGACAUUAACGUGCGAAACACACUCCCUCAGUAAUGAAACUGUACUGGAUUUGAAUGUAGCCGGUUAUCUACAGCAGUCUUAUUUUCCUAAAAAUCCAGGUAAUAUAUAUGACUCCACUUUUUUUUUCUUUUUUUUUUUCUUCAGGAUUUACGUUUAAAAAAAAAAAAAAA
Xiphophorus hellerii (green swordtail) is the source of this 7409-nucleotide messenger RNA. RefSeq names its product semaphorin-4B. The transcript is spliced from 15 exons. The record is from RefSeq and is a predicted model, not a curated record. Gene Ontology annotation, molecular function: chemorepellent activity; semaphorin receptor binding. Gene Ontology annotation, biological process: positive regulation of cell migration; negative chemotaxis; neural crest cell migration. Gene Ontology annotation, cellular component: plasma membrane. Lineage: Eukaryota; Metazoa; Chordata; Actinopteri; Cyprinodontiformes; Poeciliidae. Bases 563 to 3076 code for a protein of 837 amino acids.